Molecule: messenger RNA, 2934 nt
Organism: Sclerotinia sclerotiorum 1980 UF-70
Lineage: Eukaryota; Fungi; Ascomycota; Leotiomycetes; Helotiales; Sclerotiniaceae
Exons: 4
Coding region: 1-2934 (977 amino acids)
Source: RefSeq, a predicted model, not a curated record
AUGACUUCCGUUCAGAAUAUCCAAACCCCAUCCGCCAAGGGCGCAUCUGUUAACAAGAAGUACGUUUCCACAGAGAAGUCUCCAGUCAACAAUAAGCAAACCUCCAAUUCCGUCAAUACCAAAUCUAUUGCUAGUACAAUGGCACCAAUGGCAAAACCUCUUUCCUCGUUCAAUAAGAAGAGAAGUUCAACUGCCAACAAUGAUGGUGAGGGAACAGGCAACGAGUCGUUGAAUCUUAUUAAGCGUACUAAAGUUGAGGGCGAGAAGAGGACCCUACCUUCCCGUAGACCACCUUACCAUCGCCAAUCAGCCAGUUCUCGAGGAUUGACUAGGCCUGAAGAACAUGUGUUUGAUAUCCCAGGAGGCGCCAUCAUGUUCGGCAAGACUACCAAUAAAAAGGACGUUGAGGGAUUUUCAUCUGCCGUCACACCCUCCAAAAAGCUGACCCACGUCAAGAUUCCUGCUCAAGUUUUCGAAAAUAAGACUGCCAAGUUGUCAUCCGAAGCUAAAGCUUCAUCCAGUACUUCUUCUGCUUCAAUCCUUGAUGCUGAAGAAGACGAUGAAGAAGAAAUCCAAUCUCCACCUUUAAUUUCUCCAGCUCGUUUAACAUCUCUCAACGAGACCAUGCGCAAAAUUUACAAUGCCAAGUCAGAUGAUACUAACUCGCUUGUCCUAUGCAAAGAUAUAGUGGAGAUCAUGAAGAUCAAGGACUACAACUUUGCAGUGAUGAGUAAAAGAUUAGCCAAGUUGGAAAAAGAUGCAGAGGCAAAUCUGUCAGUAGCCGAAGACUCCAAGUCUGACUUUCUCGAAAAUGCUAAGGACGAUACCAGUCAUGUGAAGGCAGAGCUUCAGAAUAAGUUGGAAGAAAGCCAUGAGGUCACUAAUGAACGGAAGGUCAAGUUCGAUGAGUUGGCCGUGUAUUACAAGCGCUCUAUUACUGUCCAUGAGGAUGCUUUGAAGGGAGCCUCUACGGCUAAAAAGGAGGUUGAGCAGUCAAGAAUCGACGUCACCAAUAGUGUCGCAUACAAAGAGCUGCUAGAGAAGUUCAACGCUUCUCAAAAGAGAGCUGCCAUUGCGGAGGAAAAGGUCCUUCGUGGAGACCCUGCGGACAAUAGAAAGAUAAGUCACCUACAACGCCAAUUGAACGAACUUGAAGAAAUUUACAAGAAUAAUGUUAAAGCGUACGAAGGCUUGGGGAGCAAGUAUGACCAGAAGUGCCAGGCGCACAAUGACAAAUCCGAGGAACUUAAGAAGGAAAUCCAUAGUAGGAAGCAGAAAAUAGAAAGCGAAUUUCAAAGAGGCCGCAACAUCAUGGAGAAUCACUACCUACAAGAAAACCAGCAUCUGCGAACUGAGCUUAGGAAUUAUCAACUCGAAAACCAGCAUUUGAAAUCUGAGAUUGGAUACUACCGAGUUGAGCACCAGCAUCUGAAGUCUGAACUUGCUCAAGGAAGGCAAUGGGCCAACAGUAUCGUCAAAAGCUGCCCAUACCCUGUCGGCCGAGCUAUUGAAGCUGGAAAUGCUCGUGACCGCGCAUUCGCAAAGAGUGAAGAGCUGGUGCAAGCUCGAAAUGAGGCAGUGCGAUCAAGUUUGGGCAAAUUACAGGGAAUAGAGCAAGAAAAAGCUAGGAUCGUUGAAGAACACAACGAGUAUCUUCGGGGGAGAGCACUAGCAGCUGGCUCUGAGGAUAAUAGCGUGCCUUACAUCAAGUCGGAAUCUGCCGAGAAGGCCCGUCAUGAUGGCAUGUACAGUGCAACACCCCCCCAUCGGAGACAGACAGCCAGAGCGCAGAGUCCGGACCAAAAGUGGUAUCAAAAUGAUGAUGCCAACAAUCUGCGGGAAUACCAGCCAGUAAAUAUCAACUCCUCUCAAGGCAUUCAUCGCGUUUUUUCUUCCAUUAAGACUCCCGGAGAUUCCAGAAACAUACUCAAGUGCCCACAUAAUCGUGGGAGCCGUGGUAACAAUUGUGACCACUGUGGCGAGCAGAUAUUUUUUGAAGGCGAUAAGGAAUUUGCUUCUAAACAGGCUUCUAUCACUCCACAGAAAGAAGAUAGUUUCGACGAUCUCCCAGACUAUGCGUCAGAUGAGCCUCUAUCUCCUCCACCGGAGCAGCCAAACAGAGGCGCCCGUAGCUACACUGAGGUUGGGGUUCAACCUUAUGCAGCUAUUCCCGGUUCUCUCGUUGAGGACGACACGAAUCCAUCAUCAGAAGAAGAAUGUUCGCAUCUCAUCAGGUUUGCUGGUGCAUGCGGCGUCUGCGGUGAGGCAAUUAAAGAUGCCAGCAAGGUGUCUCGUCAAGCUGCUCCGAUCGCUAAUAACAAGGUCGUUGGCACUUCGACUCGGAGAAAACAAUCUCUAACCAAGAAAUCCACCUGCCAGCAUUUACGUCUGGACAUAUAUGGUGUGUGCGAAGGUUGUUUAAAAUGCCAGCAUCUUGAGGUGAACGACGAUAACGGAAAUUGUAAAUUCUGUUGGAAAAACAUUAAUCCUCCAGUUGCUGCUCCUGGCGUUGCAGCAUCUCCAGAUUCUUCUCCUUCUCCCCCACCUUCUAGACAGAGAAGAAAUCGCCCUGAGGUGGAUUCUGAGUCAAAGUCUGAUUCAAAAGCUGGGUCUAGACCUACCAAAAAGGUCAAGACCAUGAUCAAGAAUUCUCUUGACAGCAUGUUUCCGACAUUACCAGCUUCGCACCCAGCCAAAGCUAAUCCUUUCUUGACAUUUGCUGCCUCUUUAUCCUCCUCCAGCUCCAAAUCUUCAGCAGCUUCCUUCUUUAAGGCUGCUCAUCCCGGCUGGAAGACCCCGGCCGUUCUUUCAAGUCCGGUUUCUCCGAUACCAGCUGCGCCUACAGCCAAAGAGCUACUUUCUGCUGCUGCUACCCCUUUUAGCUUUAUACAGCCAAACUACGGUCCCCCUUUUUUGGCUCCACCAAAAAAAUGA